CAAAACCCACCAGAUUUCUAGAUUCUACACAAUUUUGAUUACUUCGAUCGUUAACGAGAGGGAAGAAAAAAGGGAAAGAAUCAGUGCAUCUCAUAAGAAAAUGGGAGCUUCUAGCCUCGCUUGUUUUUCAUCGCUAUUUGCAGUUUUUCCAUCUCAUAAUAAUGCGCACAACAAAUCCUUACCAUUUUGUUCAAAUCCCUCAAAACCCCUCUUCCGAUUGAACAAGAUCCGCUGCGGACUGCCUGAGAGUGGAAUUCGGCAAAACCCCUCAAGUUCCAGAGCUUCCUCUUCCAAGAACAGGAUGGAGGAGUACAAUUUGGCUAUGAAGAAGAUGAUGAGGAAUCCAUAUGAGUAUCACCAUGAACUCGGUAUGAACUAUACUGUGAUAGCUGACAAUUUGAUCGUCGGUUCCCAGCCUCAGAAACCGGAAGAUAUCGAUUUCCUGAAGGAGGAAGAAGGUGUUGCCUAUAUUCUAAAUUUACAGCAGGAUAAGGAUGUCGAGUACUGGGGAAUCGACUUACAGUCGGUUAUAGAAAGAUGUAAAGAACUUGGAAUUCAUCAUAUGAGGCAACCGGCAAAGGAUUUCGAUCCAGACUCCCUGAGAAAUGGAUUGCCCAAAGCUGUUUCCUUGUUAGAAUGGGCGAUUUCGGAGGGUAAAGGAAAAGCUUACGUGCAUUGCACCGCUGGAUUAGGCAGGGCCCCUGCCGUUGCAAUAGCAUACCUGUACUGGUUUUGUGGAAUGAAUUUGAAUACAGCAUAUGAAGCACUGACUUCAAAAAGACCUUGUGGACCAAGUAAAAAAGCCAUCCGUGGAGCCACAUACGAUCUAUCGAAAAAUGAUCCAGGGAAGGAGCCAUUCGAGAGCCUUCCAGAUAACGCAUUCGAGGAUAUCGCAGAUUGGGAGAGGAACUUGAUUCAGGAUCGGGUCCGUUCCCUCCGACGAACUUGAGUGCGUGCAAUACGUGCAGGUUCAACGUCAUUCGGUUUUUACCAGGAUGAUGAUAUAGAAUGACGCCUAUGGCAGUUUUGCUUGAUGUUAUUGUCAUAGGCUAUUGAAAAUAAUAAGAGUUGGGGCAAUAUAUAUAGCAAUAGAGGUGUCCCAACAAUUGGUCUAUUUGAAGGGAGGCCUAUAUGUAUACAACACUAUAUUUAAUUAUUUCCACGUCUUUUCUUUCA
This is a messenger RNA of Cucurbita moschata (crookneck pumpkin), 1176 nucleotides long. Its product is annotated as phosphoglucan phosphatase LSF2, chloroplastic. The transcript has 5 exons. The record is from RefSeq and is a predicted model, not a curated record. Gene Ontology annotation, cellular component: chloroplast. Lineage: Eukaryota; Viridiplantae; Streptophyta; Magnoliopsida; Cucurbitales; Cucurbitaceae. Gene Ontology annotation, biological process: protein dephosphorylation; starch catabolic process. Bases 101 to 949 code for a protein of 282 amino acids. Gene Ontology annotation, molecular function: starch binding; carbohydrate phosphatase activity; protein tyrosine/serine/threonine phosphatase activity.